Molecule: messenger RNA, 8843 nt
Organism: Spirodela intermedia
Lineage: Eukaryota; Viridiplantae; Streptophyta; Magnoliopsida; Alismatales; Araceae
Source: the annotation of a GenBank genome assembly
AUGAAUAAUUGGAGUCAUCCAAAACGGGAAAGCAUAUCUGAUAGUGAAGAUUCUACUGGAAAAAAACUAAAAGUCACUUCCUCAGUUACAGAAAAUGCAGAAAAAGUGGAAAGUUCGAAGACAUGUGCUUCUCAGGAAAUUAACUCCUCCAUUGGGAAAAAUGACAAUGGUAGAUUCGACUCUGAAGUAACUUCGAAUCAAGAAUCUGGGGAAAGGAUUCUUGCAAAGGGCAUCCCCUCAUCUAACUUGGGAGCUGCAAGUCAAUGUGUUAGUAAAGUGUUCCCAAUUGAAGCCAGUGCAGCAGAAGACAAGGGUUCUAGGCACAGCAUGGAAGACGCAUGGGUUGUUCUUCCUGAUGCAAGCAUGGAAUGUCCUGGAACUUUGAGGUGCUUAUGCUCUUCCUUCAUGUGUAUCACGUAAUUUUUCUUCUGUGUUGUCAGAUACCACAAAAAUCCAGUGGUUUUUUUCUUUUCCUGCGGUGCAUGUAGACGAUCCAUUACUGUGGUUGUGCAUAUGGUAUCUAGAAAUAAUUACGAGUGAAACUGGAAGAUUUUGAAAAGUUUUCACUUAUCGUUUCACCUAAUAGGUUAUUUUUCUUCAUCAAACAUCAUGUAAAGGAUGAUAACAUGGUUUUCACGUGUGUCAUCCAUUGUGGCGUCAGUUUUUCCUUGAUUGCUGUAUAUUGACCUCCGUUACAUUCACCACUGUCAAAUGGCUUUGUUGGGAUUUGUGUUCACUAUUAUAUGAAGUGGAAGCGCAGCAAAUGGGAACCUAGGAGAGAGGAAAGACAACCUCCAUAUUUCACUGUGUAGAGUGAAUGUAAAAGUAGAUUAUGCACAAACGGGCUUCAUGAUUUCAAUGAUGUAGCCGAGUGUUUUAGUUAUCACUGUUUCAAACAGUAGUCACUGCGCUCGAGUAGACAUGGCAUGGGUACUUGACUUGUUCGAGGAGAUUAUGGUAGCCCUGGCUGAAACGUAUAUGGGUGCAAUGUGAAUUUCAUGUGGACUGGCAUUCCACAUUAUCAGUUUUUUACCACAUCCAUUAUGUUUAAAUUUAUAUGGUAUAUUAUUUUACGAUUUUACUGACAGUAACAUUUCAUUUGCUACUCUUAGCCACAUUCACUUGCUAAUUUUUAUAGAAUCAUAUUCUAGUUAUCAACGCACGUAUCACAUCUGAAAUGAAGUCCAUUGAUUUGUUUGUGGCCUUAUGCCUCCCAUUUUAAAAAGAGUAUGCCAAAGAUUUCAUUGUUGUUCCUGGUUUUACCCUUAUACUAUGAUUGCAUCUUUCGUGACAGAUGUGCACAUUUUGCGAUUUAUGAUGGGCAUGGAGGUCGACUAGCUGCUGAUUACGCACAAAAGCACCUACACGCAAAUGUUCUUUCAGCAGGAUUACCACGUGAGUUGGUGUGUCUGCCUGUUCUGCUUAUUUUUUGUGGUUAUAGUAGUGAAGAAUCAAUUACUGGAUAGAGGAUGCAUUCCAAUGUCUAUUUAAAAUCGAUGCAGAUUUCAGUCAUAAAAUGGUUUAAUGAGCAUUUAAUGAAUUGAAAAAUAUUUAUAUUUCAUUUGAUUAAUAGCAUCGUGAAUACAGCUACCAGAAUGGUUUACAGAUGUUAGACAGACAGCAGCGUUAUACGAACUAUGUUGUAAGUGGUUCUUAAGACAUUGAAAGGAAUAACAAUAAAAAGGUGGUAAAUUUCGGUUGGUGUCAUAGAUUAAAUUUCAGGUAAUGGCAGAACUCACUAAGUGAAGUGGCCGAAGAUUAAAUUUAGUGCGUAUGGUCGAAGGUAGCAAGUAUAUACAGUCGUAAGAGCUACCAUGAUAAUCUUCAUUCCUAGAUUAGACUUGAAAAAGGGAUUUAGAAACCAAAUUAAUAUAUUUCUCAAUAGUUGAUGGCUCGCCACUUCUUGCCAACUGUUCAGCAUUAAAAUGCCACAUUUUUACGUUUUGAGAACAAUAGAUUUUGGAAACCACAGUGGUACGACUCAUCAUUGACGAAAAAUGAUGGAUCUUUAACUAAUUAUAAGAUCAGCAGCUUUACUAUUUUCAGUAACCCAAUUUAAGGCACCCAGGUGCUUUCUUCCAAAACUAUGUGAAUCAUAGGGGCAAAAUUUGUGCUACUCAUAAAAAAGGAGAAAACAUCAUUAUGUAAAGUAAAUCUACCAUUUUCUCUCUUUGGGGCUUUUCUCAUAGAAAGUCCUAUUCUAGAUGGAGUUCUGUUUGCACUGACUUUAUUUUAAUUGUUUUAUCUGGUUUUUUUAUAGAUUUUCCCUCAAAAGCUUCUUAAGCUGUUACUCUUUUGUAUGCUCUUUUAGCUGUUUCUUAUGUGGAAAAAUCCAUUUGCAACUUGCAGAUGGAUGUCAGAGCCUCCAAGAAAGCGAUCCUUGAAGGUAACUGAAUAUUUACAGCUUAUUCUGUAAUAAAUUUCAAUUAUACUUUUUCUCAACAGUUUUUAUGGUGGACCAAUGGUACUUUCAGAGAGUCUAUUGCUUGAUGUCAUCUGUUUCUCUAACAUCAGAGUGACUGUCAUUUUUCUUUUGUGUUUCGGAGCUGAGGUCCUUUCUGUUUAAUAAAUAGGUCUAUAUCACGAUUAGCUAUAUGCAUUGAUAGAAUUACUGCUGCCAGCAUUCUAUGUCAUGCAGGUUAGUCCUCGGAGCUCUUGAUCUUAGUAUUCUCAUUAUCAUGUUAUAUUUGGGAAAAAAAAAACUUACUUCACUGAAUAGGCAUAUUACGCCAAUCUCAUACAUAGGGAAGCCACUAUCAGAAUGGAAUUGGCAUUGGGUCCUUAAAAUGGAUUGUUUAGUGACACAUCCUUCAUGUAACCCUAUGGGCUAUACAGAGUUAGGGGAAUGAGCAUGUAGUCUGAAAAAAUUUCAAUUUUCCGUGAGAUAGGUGAAAGAGAAGGUGAGGCAUUGUUUUUAGGGGGAAAAGCAUGAUUGUUCCAUUUUCGGUACUUUGUGCUGCCACCAUUGCGUGAACUAUCUCGAUGUCGUCUAUAUACUGUGCACGGUGUUUUUAAGGACACGGGAUAUACUGGUGCAUUUUUCCGUUUUUAUUAAGAUGCAGUAUUAUCCACUUUCUGAAAACUAUGUACAAGUUGAAAAUCACACUGUCGUAUUUAAAGCAAUAUAAUAACUCAGAUUACAUGAUGGUAUUUCUGAGUUUGUUUUUGUCUGUGCAAUAUUGUUGUAUUAUGCCCUAGUUAUGUACUACUGUUGUUUUAUCCCUCUCUGUUGGAAUUUUUAUUAAUCCUCUUCAAUUUUUUUGUGGUGAGCUUUUUCAGGCUUUCAGAAAACUGAUGAACGCCUUCUUCGAGAAAGUGCUGCGGGUAAUCAUGCUCACUGAAUAAUUUUAACAAUUCCCUUCCUUAUUGAUUGUUUUUGGCUUUUUGUAAUUCAUGAAAUACUCAAUAGUCAUCAGGUUGGACUGGCAUUAUUAUGUGAAUCUCUGUUACAUUGAAUUUAAAUAGAAGCAUUGAUGAAGUAGAAAGUUGCAAAGAGGGCAGAAUAUCCUGUGGUUUGAAUCUGGAACUGGAGUACAAGAAGUGAUACUCAAACAUGGAACAUUUAUGGAUGACUUGAAUACGUAUCGUGAUGGUAACGAGAAUCAGGUGGGUUGGAAUCUGUUUUUGUCACUCAUUUGAGAAUCUAUUUGAAUCACCUAAACUAAACAAUAAAAACUUGUAAAGUUAUCAAGAAAUUCUUACCAGUCCAAACAUGAUAGUGGUUUGAUUCUACUUCAUAGGCUCAACAGUAUCCGUGAAUAAAAUCAAGAAGCCUUCCAAGACCUGUCUAACUUUAUUUUUUUGUCGGAAUGAGUAAAAUGAGGCCCUCCUGAUUCGAAGAGGCACGGGUUACCUCGUCUUGAUGGAUUUUUCUUGGGAAUGAAUAUCUAUGAUAAUGGAGUAAACUGACCUGAUUGUUAUGAGUUGUCAAAAGAAGGAUUGGUGGCUAACGAUCAGGGGAAGGCCAUAUGCUUUGAAAUUAUAUUUUGAAAAAUGGUAGGAUAGAGUUGACUGAAGCUUUUUUUUAUAUGGUUUUGUGGCUAUGAGAUUCAAGGAGAAUAAGAUACCUAGAAUGGAAAAAUGUUCCAGGUAAGUUGCAUUUCAGUUGUGUUUAAGACAACUCAAGACUAAUGUACGCUAUGGUGGCAGAAGAGAGGAUUACUUGGGAGAAGGAAUGAUCUCCUAAUGGACUAAACGUAUUUCCCUGCUAAUACCCUUAUUUGCUUCCAGGAAUGAAUCAAAAGUGAUCAAUUUACACGCUGUUACCUUAGGAGAUGACUUGGGCAACGAUAAACUCCACACAAUCAGGAAUAGUCGGCAUUAGUAUCUCUCAAACACGAUCUGUAUUUUGCCACGCGUUUUAAAAUGUGCCAGUAAAUGUUUGGGAUGAGCUCGCUAAUGGUCCCAAUAAGUGUAGUAAUUUUCAUGCAGUUUAUUCCAUCAAACCUGUAGCCAUUUUUUUAAAGGUAAGCACCUUAUUUUUUUGCCAGACCCAAAUCUUUUCAAAAUGUACAAAAAAUUGGCACCGACGUGAACAGUCAAAUUUUACUAGGGUCUUUGUCUGUCCUUAUUUUUGUUUUAUGGAGUUCCCAACAUCGAUUUCAUAUUUUUCUUCAUUAAUGGUUCUGUUUCAUGGAAAGCAGAAUGAUACCAGCAUUUUGUUUCACUGGACAUUUAUGCUUUCCAGAGGAUUUUUUCCGUGAUAAAUAGAUUCCUUAGUAUUACAAAGUCAAACAUGGAUAUUUUGUGAUAUGUACUAAAGUGAUUUUAUAUUAUCACAUAUAAACAUCCAACAAGAUUAUAUCCCUAUCUCUUAUCUUUUUCAGGGGGUUGGCAGGAUGGUGCAACGGCUGUAUGCCUGUGGGUGUUGGGCCAAAUGGUAAGUAUGCUACUCUUUUUACAUUUCAAUUACCAUUCUUCUUAUAUUACAGCUUUCCAUAAAUAGUCUCACUCUCUGUUCAAAGCUUUAUGUACAUCAUCACGUUCGAAUGAGCAACCAUUGAUAUAAUCCGAGGACAAUUUGAUGGAAACGUAUUAGAUCUGGCACAUGAUGUCUCAUUGUCAAUUCUUACGUUGAUGUACUCAUGAUCGCAUUUUUCCUAAUUGAUAAAAAAAGAUUCAAUUGUUUAUCAGGGAGCAAUGAAACAUGCUUUAUGUUCCGGUCUCACCUACGCAUUGAGUCUGCUUUACUGUCAUAUGGCCACAAUAUUUUGAUAAAAGCCAGAUAUGAAACCUCACUACUGCCUGAGGUUACUAGUAGUGUUCUUUAGUUUCACUAUACUUAAGUGAUCAACUCAGAAGAAUGCAUCCGCUUCAGGGAUCUCUAUGGAAUGUAUCCUCUUGGGCAAGUAUCUUCUUAAGUGCCAGAAUUUAUACGACUUUACAAAUUAACAUCCUUGUUGAACCAUUAAUUUAUUAAAGAUUAAAAUUUCUGGUUGAAAUAUUUCAUUUUAUUACGAGUUUGUACAAUCUCUCUUGCACUUGUGGUCAUGAUACUGAAGGAUUAUUUGGGUCAGAUGAGGGAAGGAAGAACCUAGUAUGCUCUAGAAGUCCCAGAGGUUUGCAACAGGACACUGAAGCCAUCAAUGCGGGAAUUUGAGAAUCAGGCAGCCAACCCAGAAAGCUUCGUAUGGAAUGUUAUUCCUGCGCUGCAGAAGCCUUCAAAUAUCUUUGGAAACUGUCGACAAGAAGGCUCCCGGCUUCAUAUCGAAUAAAGAAAUCAAAUCCAACGGCUAGUAAAAUUUUCUUAAUUUUUCCGUCAAACUUGGAUAAGGUGAAGCUUGGACUUUUAUCAGGAAGAUUGAUUUGCAGAGAAGCCUUGCAUUCUAGGACCCCUUUGUCUGUUUUGUAUAAUUUUUUUUUGCCGGAUACUUGUGCUUAAUGAGCUCUGCUGUAUGCGAUUGGUGUAAGGGAUGUUUCUAAUGUAUCGAAUGACACCAUUACUUACCGAUCGCCACAUAGUGGUUUUCUAUUGUGUUCUUGUCUUUUCCACCAUCAAUUAGUAAAAAGAUAAGAAGCCUGAUAGACCUUCAUUUGCACAAAUGUUCGCUUCUAUGAGGUUUUGCGGCUGGAUUCCUUUUUUAUAUAGAUGGUUUCAUGUGUUAUCGCAUUUUUCCUUUUGGCUUUGGCAUCUUCAUCCCAAUGUCAGUUUCAGAUUCCGUGUCUCUAUGCAAUGAAGGCCUAAAAAGGAAGCCAUGUCGUGUAAAUAUUAACUUUUUGACAUUAUUGGGCCUUUGACUUAUUGACUAAUAUAGCUGUGACAGUGGUCAUCAGUUGUGAUAUUGUAUCCACGAAGUUUGACUCACAUAAUUUUUUCCAUCUCUUGUCUAAAAAAUCACUUGUUAGGUUUUGGUUGCAAAUAUUGGAGAUGCAAAAGCAGUAUUGGCACGGUCGUCUCGUGCAGAUGGGCCCCAUGAUGCUCCUCUGAAGGCAAUUGUUAUCACAAGAGAACAUAAAGCUAUCUUUCCAAAUGAACGCGCUCGUAUUCAGAAGGUAAUGAAUGAUGUUGUUGAUGGGCAUGUUUUCCAAAAUGAAAUAUUCAUUAGGGUGAUGUCACUUCAAAUAGUUUCCAGCUGCAUACUGCAAUAGAUCUACGUAAAUGUAAUUGUCACAUGUUGCCAUUGCUUCUUGACCCCUCUCUUUUGAAAACGAACCCCAAACUUGAGUUUAACCCUCUAUGUAGUCUCAUUUCUAGAACCUUAUAAUAAUCAUAUAUUUAAUGCAUGCAUCAACCCUAUCAAUUCCAGUGAGAAAAAAUUUAAUCUUUUUUUAUUUUACAAAUUUCAAUAUAUAUUAACAAAUACUUGAAUCUGAGGCCAUGAUCUCUUUCAUAAUGCAGAGAUUAAUCGCUAUAACGCAGUCAUUGAGUAUCUUAUCUUGUUCUAUGUUUAGCUUCGUGUUUACUGUAAAUACAGAGUAAACCACAUGAUGUUUUUUUCUUCUCUCUUUACUGCUGGUGAAGAAGAGUGAAGGGUUUCUUUCCAUUUUUUACUUGAUCCUCAGUCUUUGGUACUCUCAAAGUAAUAUAGGGACUAUGUUCUCGCUUCUAUACCUUGUAUUGCUCUAAUUUAUAUGAUUGGUACCCUUCCUAUGUCAGACAGUUUUUGGUUGGUACCCUUUUACUUGUACCCUCAAGAUAUCAUUCUUUCGCUGGUAUACACCUCGCAAGCUCUUGUAGCCUUGCCCAUACGCAGGAUUUGGCGUUUGCUUCCUUGUAGCGGAGGAAAUGGCUGCUGACUACUAUUCUCUAUAUUACUAUUUAUAGACGGUGAACGAGACUUUUCAUAUUUAUGAGGGUAUUUAUUACCUAAAAGAUAAGACGACCAUAUGGCUGAGAAAUUGAGAAUCGAUAUUUUCUGCAGAAAUUUAAAGUGGCGUGGAUAUAUUAAAAAAAUAGAUCAUGAAAGAGGUAGAAAUACAAAUUUCCAAUGCAUAAGCAUGUAUGCAUAUAUUUUGACCUUUGAUGUUAUUGCUUUCAAUCAAUUGGGUGAGGCUCUUAGCAGCCUUCAGAUUUUACUUUAACCAUGAUUUUCUCCCUAAUUUCUCUUCCAGGCCGGCGGUUCAGUGGGUGCCAAUGGGCGUCUACAGGGUCGUCUGGAAGUUUCUAGAGCUUUUGGGGAUCGCCAAUUCAAGAAGGUGUUUUUCCUUACUACUAUAUAUAUAUAUAUGAUCCACUGUCGAUCUUACACAUCAUUCACUAGCUGCUUCAUCACGUUUUACCUGAGAAACGGGCUGAGAAAAAACCUCAGUGCCUCCCCAUGAUCCUUGGAUAGUUCUGGAUUCAGCCAAGCAGAGCAUUAUCUUCAGUUCCUCGUUUACCUUGAUUUUUUAUUAUUUUUUAAUUUCUUUUUCUUCCCCACUGAAUGCUUUCGACGUAUAAAAAUAGUAUUCGUCUUCCCUUCGAGAUAUGUACUCGAUGCUUUUUUUGGCAGUGAUCUGAUGAUUUUUUCUAGUCAGUAUUGAUUAAAACAUUUUUAGGCUGCUAGAAAGCUCAUCAAAAUCCAUGGGUUAAUAGCUAGAAGCUAUUAACAUAGUGUGGAAGCAGGGAACCUCUUCCAUUUUCUCAGAUUCUCAAACAACUCUUGACUCUUAUCAAAGCUUCUUCAGGGAGCGUAUCUUCUCUCGCCCAUGAACGCGUAUCUUCUCUCACUCACUCAACAGCUUACCUAUACCUAUUCGGAACCACAGGGUAUAUACCUCUUUGGAACUCACUCAAUAGCAUCUAAUAAAACGAAAAUUAACGAGUUUUUGGGUCUGGAACAUCCUCCUGAGCGAUUAGUUUCUUAUAAUGUACUAUUUUUUUUUGCCUCGGAAGGAGAUGAGAUGGGAUACUUCUAGUCUGUGAUCUCAGUAGAUAAACCUCUUCCGGGUUUGGACGUUCUUCUUGCAGGUGGGGGUCACUGCCACUCCGGACAUCCAUUCCUUCGAGCUCACAGGGAGAGAGAAAUUCAUCAUCCUUGGCUGCGACGGCCUCUGGGGGGUGCUCAUUCCUAACUCCUGGCCGUCCUGCUGUUCUACGGACCUGCUCGCUGAUCUCUCUCUGCUCCUUGCAGGUGUUUGGACCCAGUGAUGCGGUGGACUUCAUCCACAGACAUUUACAGGUAUGCGCACAUAGCAUGCCGCUUUCAAGCUUCCAUUCUUUUGCCUGGUUUUAGUGAGAGAAAUGGCUCGUGAUCAGGCUGUAAAAUCUCACAAGAUUUGAUGUGGUUUUAACCGCUCUCUUCCCUCCGCAGGACGGCCUACCUGCGGCUGCUGUGGCCAGGCGCCUAGUGAGAGAAGCUGUCCGUGAGAGACGCUGCAAGGACAACUGCACGGUCAUAGUUAUCGUCUUCAAGGACAAGUAA